AUGGCGACGAGGAACCGUACGCUGCUGUUCAGGAAGUACAGGAGCUCUCUGAGGAGCGUCCGAGCUCCGUUGGCGUCAUCUUCAUUGUCAACAGCGACGGGAGGCGCAGGCCCGGUUAUCGAGAUGGCGAGCAAAUCUUUAUUGAAUCCGAAUCGCUCAUAUGCUCCUGUUAGUACCGAGGAUCCUGGAAAUUCGAGUAAAGGUGCAUCAACGGUGGGGUUACCACCAGCUUGGGUUGAUGUCUCUGAGGAGAUAUCUGUGAACAUACAGCGUGCAAGGACCAAAAUGGCCGAGUUGGGUAAGACUCAUGCCAAGGCGUUAAUGCCUUCUUUUGGGGAUGGUAAAGAGGAUCAACAUAAUAUCGAGUCUUUGACCCAGGAGAUCACUUUUCUGUUGAAGAAGUCCGAGAAGCAACUUCGGAGGCUUUCUUCAGCUGGGCCUUCCGAAGAUUCCAAUGUUAGGAAAAACGUUCAGCGGUCUCUUGCCACUGAUCUCCAAAUUCUCUCUAUGGAGCUCCGCAAGAAACAGUCAACGUAUUUGAAACGCUUGAGACAACAAAAAGAGGAAGGGGUGGAUUUAGAGAUGAAUCUGAGCAGAAACAGAUAUAGACCAGAAGAAGAUGACUUUGGCGAUAUGUUAAACGAGCAUCAAAUGGCCAAGAUAAAAAACGGCGAGGAACAAUCGGUAGAGAGGGAGAAAGAAAUACAGCAGGCAAGUGCUUACACUUCGUCUAUGUUCUUAGUUGUAGUAGAAUCAGUAAAUGAUCUUGCUCAAAUCAUGAAGGAUCUUUCUGCGCUUGUGAUAGAUCAAGGUACAAUAGUUGAUCGGAUAGACUACAAUAUCCAAAAUGUCGCUACUACAGUUGAAGAUGGCCUCAAGCAACUGCAGAAGGCAGAGCGAAGGCAGAGACAUGGAGGGAUGGUGAAGUGCGCGUCUGUGCUUGUCAUCCUCUGUUUCAUCAUGCUGCUACUCUUAAUCCUUAAGGGAAUAUUCUUGUGA
Molecule: messenger RNA, 999 nt
Organism: Thlaspi arvense
Lineage: Eukaryota; Viridiplantae; Streptophyta; Magnoliopsida; Brassicales; Brassicaceae
Source: the annotation of a GenBank genome assembly